Molecule: messenger RNA, 4828 nt
Organism: Triplophysa dalaica
Lineage: Eukaryota; Metazoa; Chordata; Actinopteri; Cypriniformes; Nemacheilidae
Gene: ston2
Product: stonin 2
Biological process (GO): clathrin-dependent endocytosis; synaptic vesicle endocytosis; regulation of endocytosis
Cellular component (GO): synaptic vesicle; AP-2 adaptor complex
Molecular function (GO): clathrin-cargo adaptor activity
Source: RefSeq, a predicted model, not a curated record
AGCAGUUUCACCGGGAGCGAGUGAGAGACACAACAAUCCGCUUAACCUCAAACAACACGAUAUCGGAUUUCUAGGUGGACAUGGCGUCCAGGGUUUUGGGGGAGUGAGACGAAUUCCUCAAGAAGAGACAUCUCAUGGCUGCUACAACCGGUAGCGCAUCUGGAACUCCAAGACCAGGCUGGGUGGCUUUUUCCGAUGAAGAGUCACAGGCAGAUGAGGACAGCCUCCAGCCCUCCUUUGACCAGGCUGUGAUGGACUCCUCUUGGGAGGAAGGACCUUUUGUGUCAGCUCAGAAGCCAGAGAAUUUGACUUCCUGGGUCCAUUUUGAUGACAAAUCAUGGUCACAGUCUCCUCCUCCGCCUACACAGGUAAAAGGUCCCAGACACAGCAUUUGCUCUUCGGCCAGCUUCUGGAGCAACGUCCCUCCGUCAGAAAGCAGCUGGACCACCCAAUCAGAGGAGCAGGGGUCCAUGGGGGCGUCUUCCUGUGACCUGCCCUCUCUUAACGCAGAAGAGCCAGCCGGUCAAACACCUUCCGGCCCUCACUCUCCUGAUUCCUCUGUGUGCCAAGAAGAUGACGGAAUGAACAUGGAGCCUUUCAACUGGACAGCCAACAACCAACACACUAAUGGCCAAGCAUAUGUCACCCCCAACCACUUUGCCAGCUGGGUCACAUUCGAUGACGAUCAGGACUCUGCGUUCCAGCCUCCAGGGAGGCCGUCAACUAUAAAACUAGACAACCUAAACAAUUCUCCACUGCAGGAUGCCAACAGCAACCUGAUUUCCUCAUCCUUUUCCAGUCGUGUGACAGAAAGACACAUCCUGGACUUGACCCCUGAUUGCACCAGUUCUGUCUUCGCUUACGAUAACGCACUGUUGAACAAGAGCGGCCCUUACGACAAGAAGAAUCCUUUCCUGGAUGAUGACUUUUCAAGCCUGCAACCCUCUUCUAUUAACCCUUUCAGUGCCUUCUUUGACACAACCGAGCAGACUGCACCCCAGGUCAUUGGUCUGUCCUCGGAGUCACCUGAUGUCUCCGCAUUUAGUUCGCCGUUUUUUGCGUUUCAGGACUGUAAUGUCAGAAGAGACUCUAAUUUGCUUGCGCACAAGGGAAUAGAUACUGAAGACGGUCUAGACCAUCUAAGGAAAAUAUACAUCUCUGACCCCGACCGUGAUGGCAGUCCUACCCUACCAGACGAUUCUGUGGAGGCGGAGGAUUCAGUUGACUCCACCUACGAACCAGACCACUUGAUUUCUAAGGAAGGCUGGCCCAUGCUUCUGCGCAUCCCCGAGAAGAAAAACAUCAUGUCGUCACGACACUGGGGACCCAUUUUUGUCAGAUUGACGAACAGCGGCCAGCUGCAACUUUUCUACGAGAAAGGCCUAGAAAAGCCCUUCAAAGAGUUCCAGCUGAACUCCCAGCAUGAGAUAUCCGAACCCAAGCUCCAGAACUACGACGACAAUGGCCGUGUUCAUACUCUUAGCGUAGACCAAGUGGCUUACAAGGAGAAGAGGAAGAUCCAGCCCAAGGUCAGCGUGGUUCAUAUGCCGGUGAGAGACCAAGUCGUAAAGCUUGGGACAGCAAACUACCGUGACUUCUUGAGCUUCCGUCAUGCCCUCCAGGAGACGCUUGGGAGCCUCUCUGUGGAUAAGAAGGAAAGUUGGCCUUCAACAUACACUGAGGAGGAGAUCUAUGUGGAGGUGAGAGAUAACUUCUAUGGAGUUCUGGCCAAAGGUGACAGUCGUAUCCUGGAGCAGCUUGUUUUGACCCGUGUCAACAUGUUAGCCUUUCUCAACGGCUCUCCACCUUGCAGUAUCGGUCUCAAUGAUAUCCAGGUCAAAGGUAAAGAAGUCGUUUCCCGGCACGACAUCAUUCCUAACACGACGUCUCGUUGGAUUCAACUGCGGGAUUGUCGACUUCAUGAAUGCGCGGACCAGUCGGAAUUCGCAGAGUCCCGAGCCAUUACGUUUUGCCCCCCUACCAGCCGUCGCUUUGAGCUUCUGCGUUUCCGCACGGCGUUCGCAGAAAAAAGCCUCCCGUUCACUCUCAGAACUGUUGCUAACAUCAGGGGUGCCGAGGUUGAGGUUCAGUCCUGGUUAGUGAUGUCGACGGGUUUCUCAUCCAAUCGGGAUCCUUUAACAUUGAUACCAUGUGAGAAUGUCGCUAUCCGUUACCCCAUACCUGAAAUUUGGGCGAAGAACUUUAGACGGGAGAGCGUGACGGGCGAGAAGUCACUGAAGGCUCGUUUCAAUAAAGGAGCCAGCUUUGGUUCCACCAGUGCUUCGGGGGCGGAACCCGCUAUGAGAGUCACACUCGGCACGGCAAAAUACGAGCAAGCCUUCAAGUCUGUGGUGUGGAGGAUUAGUCGACUACCAGACAAGAACUCAGCACUAGGGCAUCCUCAUACUUUCUUUUGCCGGUUGGAACUGGGAUCAGACUGGGAGGUUCCACCUAAAUUUGAAUGUCUGGUGGAGGUUGAGUUUGAUAUGCCGUCUGCUUCCGCAUCUAAAGCCACCGUACGCUCUCUGUCUGUGGGAGACAAGACUGACUUGAAGAAAUGGAUCACUUACAAAUCACAUUAUGCCUAUCAGGUGGCAGUGGAGUAUAAGAAUGAGAGCGUGUUGGACAGCCAUCAGGACGAGACACCCGGGAAGUGUACUCAACAGUGAGAGAGUCUUUAUUUUAAGAGGGCUUACAAGUUGCACUUUGAUGACCGAGAGAAAGUUCAGUACCGCACUGAACCGUUUACAUUUCUUUCCCAUUUGGACUUUUUUGUAAAGAUGUUAAAAAUUAAAUUGAGACUUAUUCAGUGAGAAUGGUAUGUACAAUGGAAAAACUCGACGCAGACCAUAAAAUAGAUUAAUGUUUCAAAUACGUAACAUAUGAACUACUUCAGCAAGUCCUUAUCAGAAAUUUCAUUUUUGAGACUUUGCUCAGCCCAGUCAAUAUCUUCUCGCAGUCAUUCUGGGAAAAUAACUAUAAUCAUCUUUGCUUAUUUUGAUACUGUUUAAAUUCUUUCUGUAUAUUUUGGACUAAGAUAUGAAUAGUAAUUUCUGAGAGUUGCCAGAUUAAUUUCCUUGUUAUUUAACUUUGUACAGAGGAUAAGGAGGUACUCCUAACAAACACAUUUCAGAGCUUGUUUUAGCUGAAUUAGAAGACACUAAUAAGUAAAUAUCUUUUGGUCACUGAUUUCUACUUUAAUUAUAAAGACUAGUGGGACAAAAACGUUGUUGUAAUGCUGAUUGCUUCGAUUUGCAUUGUUGAGUUUUAAAUUCCAUUUGCAGACAUUUAAGAGCAACAUAAACUUUUAAUGUAAAUAUCAUUUGCGUUCCGUUUUUUGUUUGUUUUUCUAACACACAACAUGAUUUUUAUGAUGCAGAUGAGAGCCCAUUGAAAGUUUUAAAGCAGGAUACUGCUUCUCAUGGAUUUGAUAGAGGUUUCAUUAGGAAUAUAUGAUGAAUUUCAGAUAGCUUGUACUUUGCACGUUAUAAUGAGUUUAACUCGGUCAGUACAUUUAACAUGAGUUUAAUGUUAUAUUUGAUCCAAGGUAAUUCAAAGUGCUUUACAUAAAAUGAUUGACAUAGGAAAAAUAGAAUUCAUAAUGCAGAAGACAUAUUUAAAAAGCAGAUGGUUUAAAAUUACAAAUACAUCUUUGGAGUUUAAAAGACAAUAUAUUUAAUGAAAAAUAUUAUUAUAUGAAAAGAAUAAAAUCAUAAGGAAGUAGAAAUAGAAAUGAAAGUGCAAUCUACUGUAAUUUUCUUUAUGGUUAACAGUUUUCAAAUAAUUGCUUUCAGGUUUAUGAAAAAGUUUUGUGUACUGCUUAAUUUUAAUUUUGUUUUCUGGUUAAAAUGUUUUAACAAACUUAAAUUUUAUUAAAUCAAUGCAACGUGUUCUUGUCUCAAAAUUAUCUGUCAAACUUUAGUUAAUCUUGAUUUCAGGAUGUUGUGAUAUUGUUAUCAGAACAUUUCAGAAUAAGGCCGUGUCCACACUUGACUUCAUUUUUGACAUGGAAAAGUUGACAAUAGCGCUUUUUUCAUUUACGCUUGCAGCGUUGUGGUUAAAAAUAGCAGCUGGUAAUAUUCAAAGAUAAAAUUUGGGCAUGACAGUUUAGAGAGACAAACAGGAUUCAUAUGAUCACAUAUUUAAAAACUUCUAAACUAAUUUCUCACUAGAAAUCCAAUUAGAAGUUAUAGUAAGUGAAAAUUAAACAUAAAUUUAUACAAAACUAUGCUCCAACGGAUGUUUCGUCUGCCAUUUUUUUUCCAGCUUGAGCCUUAUUGACCAAUCACAUUCCUUGCAUGUUGAUUUGAAAACGACAGGUCUCCUUCAUUGGUUAGCUGGGAAAAAGGUGAUUUUGACGUAGGGCGUUUAUUCAGAAAAGUUUAACUUUUUUCAACCUCAUAAGACGCUCUGAACUGCAGAAAAAGACGCUGACGCUUAAAAAGGCUUUUUUUUAAACACAGUUUACUCCGUAGGAUUAUAAUGUAAAACAGAUGCUAGGAGCUUCAAAAUGGAGUCAAGUGUGAACACGGCCUAAGACAUUUUUGCAGUGUAACUGAUUGAUGUCAGGAUUUUACUGAUAUCAGCAGGUUUGCCAGGUCUUUAAAACAAAACCAGCCCCAAUGGUUAAUCAAAACUAUAGCCCAUCGACAACAGUUGCCAAAACUCCAAAAAUGCAUAGUUUACUGUAAAAAAAUUGGACUUGGUAAGCCUUGAUGUCAUAGAUGUAAAAACCAUAUUUUUGUAUUGAUUGUACUGGUUUAUCUUGUUCAUGCACAGUGCUAAUCAGGAGCAGUUGAAAUAAAAUUUAUGUAUUUUUUAAACAGAA